Molecule: messenger RNA, 3327 nt
Organism: Monascus purpureus
Lineage: Eukaryota; Fungi; Ascomycota; Eurotiomycetes; Eurotiales; Aspergillaceae
Source: the annotation of a GenBank genome assembly
CAACUAUGGAGUUUUCGUUCUUCAUGAGCCUGGAGGCAGGCAAAAAGAGAGUGAGUUGAGGAUAAUGCCGUCCGGUCCCUUUUCCAGCAAUUCUCUUCGCUCCCAGCGUCCAAAGUUACGACAGGCUACAUUUGUCCUCCCUAAAACUGGCCAGCGUCUGAAGGGCCUUGUUAAUCUACGAAGCGCAAAAAAUAAUGGUUUCAUUGACCCUGAACGGCAAGGGCUUCUGUCAGGAGAGGUUGAACCUGAUCGCCAUGGCGUCGCUCCAAAAAUACCGGGGAAAGUUUUACAGAUUUGGGUUCGAAUGAGGCAAUUUCUCACGUCGGAGCUAGGGAUAGGUGUAUUGAAGUGCAGUUUGGCCUAUUUUUUGGGAUCUCUGGCAACAUUCAUACCUGCGAUUUCCGCGUUCCUCGGCCAUCAAGAUGGAAAGCAUAUGGUGGCCACGGUUACAGUCUACUUCCACCCUGCGCGGUCUAAGGGAAGCAUGUUCAGGGCGCUGAUAUGUGCUCUCCUUGCGUUCCUCUAUGCUGCGUUCAUCUCCAUCACUAGCAUGCUUGUCACCGUCUUUUUCGGCGACUUGAACCUGCUUCUUGUCGGCCAUGCGUUGGUGCUCAUCGUGUUCUGUGGGGGCGGCUUGGGCUUUGUUGGAUGGACAAAACAGAGGCUUGGAGAUCCGCUGGUAAAUGUGGCCUGUUCGUUGGCCUCUCUGGCCAUUAUCACGGUCUUGACAAAAGAGGGCAAGGUUCAAAGCGGCGAUCUAUCCUUCGCCAAGAUAUCCCAGGUCUUGAAGAUGGUCCUCAUGGGAGUCAGUGCUACGAUGGCCGUGUCCUUUUUGAUAUUUCCCGUUUCUGCACGGAAGAAGCUUCGGGCAAAUCUUGUCACUGUUACCGAUACACUGGCAACUAUGCUGUCCAUUAUAACUGAGAGCUUCCUUAGCGGUUCAGAAGAAGAGAUAUUGUCAUCGGAAUUUACAAAUGCAGCUGCAAGCCAUAAGAAAGCCUACGGGCAACUUGAUAAGCUUGUGAAAGAGGCAAAACUUGAACACUACGUUCUAGGUACAGAAAGGGAGUACAGGCUCGAGAAGAAGCUGGUUCGCUGGGUCCAAGACAUCACUCAUAAUUUGGGAGGAUUGCGCAGCGCUGCCGCUUUGCAAUUCCAACUACUUAAGCAGACUACGACGCUUGAAUCUAUGCCGUCGAAUGGCCAUGAAAUAUUCCAUCAUGGCAUGCCGAGCCCGUGGUCGCUUCAGGAGGACUGGCCCUACUUGGAGCCAAUAGAUGAAACGCCUGAGAUGGAAAUAGCGGAUUUGGACGCUGUGUUGCCGACCUCUUCUUCACCAGGCCAGGUUAGUCCAGAUGCCCGUCAGAUCUACCUGCCUGCCGAUAUCUUCGAGAUAUUUAUCAGCCAUUUGGGCCCUUCCAUGCGCUCUCUCGCUUUUACCUUGAAGGAGAUCUUCAAGGUAGUACCUUUCGGAUCUGCACCGGAUUACAAGGUCUCUGUUGAUAGCAGAUUCCACAACAGUCUGGGUCGUGCCCUCGAGCUGUACCAAGAAUCUCGGCAGGUGGCUCUAACAUCGCUUUAUCGGCAGAAGGAGAUCAUGAAUAUCCAUACGAUUGAGACUGAAGCUGAUUUCGAAGAGGUAUCUGCCAGUUGCGGGCAUUUCAGUUUUUCAUUGCUCGAAUUUGGCGAGCAACUCAAAGUCCUGUUGUCUAUCUUGGAUGAAUUGCAGCUUGAAGCUGAGGAGAGACCCAAUGGGAGGUCUUGGGGUUGGUUAAAGUUCUGGCGUUCGACUGAAGUUGAAAGGGAAAUCAAGGAUACUGAGCAACUAUCCUCUGAUUCGCAUAUAUCGCAGAGCCCUGCCCACAAUUUUGAUUCACUGAACAGGUCUGACCAUGAAAACCGACCCCCUCUAUCCCCAAAUGGUUUAAUGCAUGUACCCACCAGAGUGACAAUUGGUUACCGUAUCUGGAAAUCGUUGAGGGUUUUCCGACGCGAUGACACCAAGUUUGCAAUAAAAGUUGGUACUGGGGCAGCGCUUUACGCUUUGCCGUCCUUUCUUUCUUCUACUCGCCCUCUAUAUUCUCACUGGAGAGGAGAAUGGGGCUUGCUGUCAUACAUGUUAGUCUGUUCCAUGACCAUCGGAUCGUCGAACACGACAGGGUAUGCUCGAUUUUUGGGUACGUCCCUGGGGGCAGUCUGCGCCAUUUUGUCAUGGUAUGUGACUGCAGGGAAUGCAUUCGGGCUCGCGUUUCUUGGGUUUCUAAUGGCGACAUGGACUACGUACAUUAUUCUUGUCAAAGGGCAGGGACCAAUGGGCCGGUUUAUCAUGCUCACAUACAACCUAUCUGUGCUGUACGCCUACUCUCUCUUGCAGAGAGAAACUGGGGAUGAUGACGACGAGGGAGGAGAAAACCCGAUUAUUACGGAGAUUGCACUCCAUAGAGUUGUUGCUGUCCUAUCCGGCUGUAUUUGGGGCAUUAUCAUUACUCGAGUUAUCUGGCCCAUCAGUGCACGGAAGAGAUUGAAACACAGCCUGAGCCUGCUUUGGCUCAGGAUGAGUCUGAUUUGGAAACGAGAUCCGUUGUCUACCAUUGCGGAGACACGUGCCCCAAUUGCAAUAUACAUGACACCCCGAGAGAAGCUCGAGAUUGAGAGAUUUCUUUCACGGCUGGAGUCUCUUCAAGUUUCGGCGCGUUCUGAAUUUGGAUUGAAGAGCGCCUUCCCAGACGCCACAUACGGCAAUAUUAUUCGUCGUACGAGAACGAUGGUCGAUUCGUUUCACGCCAUGAACCUCGAAUUGUUCGACAAUUUCCCUGCUUCAGAGGGUGAAGUUUCCAUUCUUCGAUACACUGCUCGUGAGCGGCAUCACCUGUCUGCCCGUAUCAGCCAUUUACUAUCCGUCCUGGCUUCGUCUAUGAAGCUCGAGUACCCCCUGAGCGACAACCUCCCGAAUAUAGAACAUGCCAGAGACAGGCUUCUCGCGCGGAUUUUCCACUAUCGUAAUGAUCGAGCGGCGAGUCGGUCCACAACAGAUGAAGAUUAUGCAUUACUCUACGCAUACACUCUGGUGACCGCUCAGCUGUCUAGUGAAAUCAUGGGAAUCAUGGAAGAGAUAGUGAAGCUGUUUGGGGUGUUGAAUGAAGAUAUAGUCAAGCUCCAGUAGUCCAAUGCCACGCGCAGUAAUGCCAGUGUGCCGUGUUUCCCUUUCGGCUAAGUCUGUACUCCGUAUGCAGCGAGCUUUUCUUGCUGUUUAAGCCAUGUUAUUAUAUGUCAUAGGUGAAUUUAGCCGGGAAUCAUCUUAUAUAUAUCCAGAGCUCUCAAUGAGCG